This is a messenger RNA of Teleopsis dalmanni, 2826 nucleotides long. RefSeq lists its product as uncharacterized. The transcript has a single exon. Bases 1 to 2826 code for a protein of 941 amino acids. NCBI's taxonomy places the organism in Eukaryota, Metazoa, Arthropoda, Insecta, Diptera, Diopsidae. The record is from RefSeq and is a predicted model, not a curated record.
AUGAAGAAAGCGACACUCAAUACAGCGAAAGCUCUAAACCUAAUUGGCAUUGGUGAAACAAACUCCACAGUACGGCAAAAAUUACAUGCCACUGUGAGAUCACGUAUUAAUUCUUAUGAGUUUUCUACUGAUUUUUGGGUAAUGCCUUCAAUCUCCACUUACCAACCCGACAAAUUUGUGUCAAUGAGUAAUUGGAAUGUUCCUUCCAAUCUUUCACUUGCUGAUGCACACUUUCACAAACCGCAAAAGAAAGAUCUUCUACUUGGUGCCGAAAGCUUUUUCGAACUGUUGUCGAUUGGACAAAUAAAACAAGAUACUAAUUUUCCAACGCUCCAGAAAACAUUACUCGGAUGGAUUGUAUCUGAAAGAUUCAAACAUGCCGAAAGCCCCAAUGCUAAAAUUUGCAAUCUAAUAAGCUUAGAUAAAGAAAAGUUGACAGAUGACUGUUCCUUAAACUGUCUUGUACAAAAAUUCUGGAAAUUAGAAGAAAUUCCUAAGGAGAUUAAGGUUAAGAAAUAUACUGCGGAACAACAACUUUGCGAGACAAAAUUCGUCAGCACUGUUCAACGUACACUGUCUGGCAGGUUUAAGGUGAAACUCCCCUUUAAAUCUGAUCCAAGUCUUUUAGGAUUCUCAUUCCAGACAGCAAAAAGCCGUUUUCUAUCAUUAGAGCGCAAACUUUCUCAUGACUCCAUCUUACAGAAUCUCUAUAUGGAUUUUAUGAAAGAAUAUCGGAACUUAGGUCAUAUGACACCAACCAACGAGAAUUUUUCUGCAACCCCUCACUACUUCAUACCCCAUCAAUGUGUUCUGCGACCACAGAGCACCUCUACUAAGCUUCAGGUUGUAUUCGACGCAUCAAGUCGAACAUCUUCGCAGAUGUCAUUGAAUGAUCUACUAAUGGUCGGCCCGAUCGUGCAAGAAGAUUUAUAUUCAAUUUUGAUUCGUUUCCGCAUGCAUAAGUAUGCAAUAACUGCUGACAUUGUUAAAAUGUACCGUCAAAUUGAAGUUGACGAGGCAGACAGAAUUUUUCAACUUAUACUUUGGAGAGAAAAUUCGUCCGACGAACUGAAGGUGUACAAAUUAAACACUGUGACUUAUGGUACGUCAUCUGCACCAUUCCUAGCUACUCGCUGCUUAACCCAUUUGAGCGAUAUUUAUCAACUUACUUAUCCCAGGGGAGCAAACUCAAUACGCAAUGACUUUUAUGUCGAUGAUUUGCUUACUGGUUCGGAUAAUUUUGAAAAUUUAGAAACAAUUCGAAAAGAAGUCAGUUAUAUUCUCAAUGAAGCAGGAUUUCAAUUAGCGAAAUGGUUCUCAAACCACUCAGCCUAUGAAAGCACCGAGCUGUUAGAAAAACCGUUGAAAGUCAAUGACAGUGAUAUUACAAAGGCCCUUGGAAUCCAUUGGUUGCCAAAGAGUGAUAUUUUCAAAUUUCAUUUAGAAGAAAAAUUCAAUCAUUUACGAGCCACAAAGAGAAAUAUAUUGUCGGUUUCAGCUCGACUUUUCGACCCCCUCGGUUUAAUUUGUCCAAUUAUCACUAAAGCAAAAAUAUUGUUGCAAGAACUUUGGCUUCAAAAACUUGAUUGUGAUGAAUCGAUACCUAUGCACCUUGACACCAGUUGGCAAGCCAUCAAAGCGGAUUUAUCUUCACUGGAUUCUAUCGCAAUUCCACGAUAUGUAAAUGUGAUCCCAAAUUCCAAAUGCGAAAUUCACGGUUUCGCAGACGCCUCGAUAAGAGCUUAUGGCUGUUGUAUUUACAUCCGAACUCGCGACUCUAAUGGUAUCCAUACAGCGUUGCUCACUGCUAAAUCAAGGGUUGCUCCGCUCAGUACAAAGUCUUUACCCAGACUCAAGUUAUGUGCAGCUCACCUUCUGGCUAAACUAUGGACUCGAGUACAGCCACUCAUUUCUGGUGCCGUCAAGAAUGCAUAUUUUUGGACUGACUCAGAAAUUACAUUAUAUUGGAUCAAGAGUCAUCCGUCAACACUCACAACAUUCGUGGCAAAUCGAGUGUCAGAAAUUCAAGAAUGGUCAAACGACGUUUUGUGGAGACACGUUCCGUCAAAACAAAAUCCAGCAGACAUAGUUUCAAGAGGUUGUACUGUCAACGAGCUUAAUACCUCAAUCUGGUUCAAAGAUCCCCCAUAUUUGCUUCAAGAUGCCACUAACUGGCCAAAAAAUAGUCAUUUUCCACGAUCAACAGAUGAAAAAAGUUUGGAGAAACGAAAGGUCAAGGUCGGACUUUUAGCAGUUGAAAUUGAAACUAAUGUCAUUUCAAAACUAAUCUGUAGCCAAUCAUCUUACCCAAGCCUGCUGAGAAUUUUCGCGUACAUUCUACGUUUUAUCACUAAGAAAAAUGAGAGAGCUAACGCUCUUAUUCCGACAACAAAGGAGCUUAAUUGGGCAUUCUUGAAAAUGGUUGAAUUCAUUCAAAAUCACGAAUUCAGGGAUGAGAUCGAAAAAAUGAAGAAGUCGCAUAAAUUGCCAGUUAGCAUUCAGAAACUAACUCCGUUCAUUCAUACAGUCCAAGAUGGUCCUCGAACAUGCAAUUUGCUUCGUGUAGGAGGUCGUCUACUAAACGCACCACUUUCUUAUGAUUCAAAAUUUCCCUUGCUGUUACCAAAAAAAUUGCAUUUUGUCGAGAUUUAUUUACGAUUUCUUCAUACAACCAAUUGUCAUGCUGGUCAAAAAGCCUUAGAAGUGCUGCUUCGUGAAAAAAUUUGGGUCAUAAAUUCAAGCAAGGCAUGCCUUAAAACCGUAAGAACAUGCAUACAUUGUUUUCGAUACAAACCUAAGCUGUUGACCCAAGUAAUGGCCGAUUAG